Molecule: messenger RNA, 6816 nt
Organism: Linum trigynum
Lineage: Eukaryota; Viridiplantae; Streptophyta; Magnoliopsida; Malpighiales; Linaceae
Source: the annotation of a GenBank genome assembly
ACGCUUUGAUUCGCCGCUUUGACAAUAUUUGUGAAUUAUCCGACUAUUCAAUCACAUGUAUUUUUGGCGAUACAUUUUCAUUUUUGAAUUCUUAUCUAUCGACAAUUUUUGUGAGUUCUUCAACUAUUCAAAUAAGUAUCUUUUAUUUUUUUCACAGAGUCCUAUUUUCGAAUAUAAGCCCUAAGUUGCCAUCGAGUCCAAUGUAUUCUCAUAGGCUCAUGACUUAAAAGUACAGUUUUUUAAUGGAAGUUUGACUCAAUAGCAUUAAUGGUCUUAUAUGUGGCUGAACACAAAUUUUCUUGACCUGAUCUUAGGUUAUAUUGUUUAGUUUAUCAAUUCACACAAUUGACAAAUAUAUUAUGUGAACUUCUAUAUUUUGUUGAACAUAUUCCUUCAUAUUUACGAAACACAAAUCUUACUAAAAUAAGAAUUGAACAUCUUUUCAACCUAGUUAUUAUGGAAAGAAAGUGUGCACAGUAAACACAAAGGAAGAAAAAAAAAAGAUUCAUAAGUAACACAAGGCCCUCUUGGCGAAACCAGAAACGAAAAAAAACAGACAACAACUCUAUUCCAAAAAAACAGAGCAGUCGAAACAAGAAAAAGUCCGACCAACAACAUAAACAACGACCCAAAAGAAAAGCCAACAACAAACCGAAAGACAGACCUUGCUCUGCGUCAAACUUUCGAACAUCCGUCAGACUUGCGUGCCCCCUACCGCCUACGCGACUUGCUUCGACGGGCAAAACCUGCGAAAACUGAACUAACUAGUUCGGUUCGAAUCUUGGGGAAACGUAAAAAAAAAAAAAAAAAAAAAAAAAUUUUAACUUCGACUGUUUGUGAAAUGAUAAUUACAUCCCUCAGAUAUUGCUAUUUCUUUGAAUAUUACAUUUAAAAUUUUCAUAUUUUAGAUAUUAGAAUAAAUAUUUGUAUUUUGGGAAGAGGACACCAAGAUUCCCCCCUGACUUCGUCAACAAUGACAGAGACACAGAGGUCUCCAACGAGGAUUCAAUGCAUGGCUGUCAACCAGGUCAAUGGCUAGUCAUUGUUAAAUUAGGAAAAUAGCAAGUUGGAUGGCCAAGGUUAGGUGAGUAUCAUGUCGCCUUCACAGGCAGCUUUCAUUCAGAUUAUACAAAAGAAAUUAUUAUUCGUCUUGUAUUGAGAUUAGUUGAUGUGUCAUAACGAUUAGUGAGUUUGCAUCUUGAUUUUCCAGCUACCAUCUGCACAUUCUGAGUCAACGUUCAGACACCCCUCCUGCGAUCUUGAUCACAAUACUUGGGUUUUGAAUCAUAAUCCUCUCUUGUGCUUUCUGAAAAAAACCAUCUGAUCCCAUUUUCUUGCAUCCUCUUCCUUCCUUUCUUCCUUUGCCUUUGAACCCCUUUUUCUUCACAAAGUUCUCUGCCAAAGAUGGCAUUUGCUGCUGCGGAAGCGAUCCUCAAGAAGGUGGCUCCCCUUGCUGCUGAGCAAGCAGGUCUCCUCUGGAGCUUGAAGAGCGAUUUCCUGAAACUGAAGAGCACGGUUUCCUCCAUCAAGGCGGUGCUGUUGGAUGCCGAGGAGCAAUCGGGUCUGAACCAUCAGGUUCGAGACUGGCUCGAUAAACUGAAACAGGUGCUUUAUGAUGCUGAUGACUUGCUGGAUGAUUUCUCCACGGAGGCUCUGUUGAAGCUGCGGAGGAAUGAUGGGAAUCGCUUUCUGAACGAGGUACGCCUCUUCUUUACGGGCUCCAACCAAUUGGUCAGUGGUCUUAUGAUGGCUCAUCGAUUGAAGGCCAUCAGGACCAAGCUAGAUGAGAUUGAUGAGAAUCGGAGGAAGUUCAAUCUUGUAACGCGCCUCCAAGAUCCGGCUGCUGCUGCUGCUGCGAUCAAGCGCGAGAGGCAGACUGACUCCUUUGUUCCAUAUGGAUUUGUUGGUAGGGAGGAAGAUAAGAAGAAAAUAAUUGGUAUGCUAUCAUCGACCAACAAUGAGCAGAAAAUUGAGGUUAUUCCUAUUCUCGGAAUGGGGGGUCUCGGGAAAACCGCUUUGGCUCAGUGUAUCUACAACGACGAGAUUGUGUCUACUUGUUUUCAAUUGAAAAUUUGGAUAUGUGUGUCGGAUAAUUUCGAUCAAGCACUGUUGGCAAGGAAGGUGUUGGAGUCUAUAAACCAAGAUAAAGUAGAAGAUCUAGACUUGGACAUCUUGAAGGGGAAACUUAAGAAGGAGAUGGUUAAUAAGAGGUUCUUGUUAGUGCUGGAUGAUGUUUGGAAUCAUGGUGACUACAGGGGCAAUUGGGAUAGCUUGAUGAGUUUUUGGUUGCAAGUUGGGGCAAGUGGUAGCAAAAUUAUCGUCACUACUCGUCUUGCAGAAGUCGCGAAUUACUUCGCAACGAAUGGGAUUACACCACACAAACUAAAAGGUUUAUCUGAGAAAGAAUCGUGGUUUUUAUUUAAACAAAUAGCAUUUACUGGUGAAGUGGAAGGUGGUGAAUCAUUUGUAGAGAUAGGAAAAGUGAUCAUGAGAAGGUGCGUGGGAGUUCCUUUAGCCAUAAGGGUUAUUGCAGGUGCCCUAUCGUCUAAGAGCAACAUUAUUGAUUGGGAGGUUGUAAGAAGUAAACAGGACCUAUUAGAUGAGGACGACGAGAGAAGAAUUUUGGGUACUCUUAGAUUGAGUUAUGACAACCUGCCUUCUGAAUUGAAAGUGUGUUUUGUCUAUUGCAGCUUGUUUCCGAAAGAUUCUAAAAUUGAUGUGAAAUUGUUGGUGCAAAUUUGGAUGGGGCAAGGAUUUAUCAACUCUAGUCAAUCGUCAUCUGCUUCAUUUGAGGUCGGAGUUGAAUAUUUCAAGAGUUUGCUGUCUAGGUUCUUUUUUCAAGAGCCGGAAAGUGAUGCAUGGGGGAAUGUAAAGUGGUGUAAGAUGCAUGAUUUGAUGCAUGAUGUAGCCCUGGGGAUUGCAAGUGAGGAGAUUAUGGCUUUAAAAGCUUCAGAUUCAAUGGAAGGUCGUGUAAAUUCUGAUAGGCUUCGACACAUAUCAUUUGAUUUUGAGGAAAAAUCGAGAGAAACAUGGAAAGCUCCACAAGCGUUGGCUAAUGUAACAAUACUGCGAACUUUUCUUCCUAUAAAUACACCCUAUUAUGGCAUUGGUGGCAUCGAGGAGCAGAACUGUGAGAUGAUCUUCUCAAAUAAUACUAGGCUGAGAGUUUUAAGUCUCCACGGUGCUAAACUGGAGACUGUGCCCCGCUCCAUCCAUAAGUUGACACAUCUCAGGUACCUAAAUCUUUCUCGCAAUCCUAUGAAGGUGCUCUCUAGCGAGAUUACAGUACUAGUAAAUUUACAAGUGCUCAUACUAGAUUUUUGUGAUAAUCUCGAGCAAUUGCCAAGAGAUAUUGGGAAAUUGAUUGAUCUCGAGUAUCUUAGCCUUGUUGGGUGUUUGAGUUUGAAAGGGUUGCCACUUGGGAUCGGGCGGCUCACUCGUCUGAGAGAAUUGUCCAUAUUCAUUGUGCCAGCUGCUUCAUACUAUUCACAUGGGGCAGUCGCUGCUAGAAUCAGCGAGCUGGAGCAUCUCGACAAUCUAAGUGGGAAAUUGAAGAUCAUAAAUCUGGAAUUGGUGGAAGAUGUGGCUGAAGCGAAGGCAGCAAGUUUAUUUCGGAAGCAACAUCUUCAAGCCUUGACAUUGAAGUGGAGCUUAUCGGGAAGAGUUUUUGCUGGCAUGGAUGUUGAGGUACUAAAUGCGUUGGAGCCACAUAAGAAUUUGAAGGAGCUGGAGUUGGUUGGUUAUGGCGGUCAUAGUCUACCUAGCUGGUUCUCUACUUCUCUCCAAAAUCUGGUUGACUUGACAUUGUCUAAUUUAGGUGGCUUAGAGUACAUAGAGGAUGACGCUGGGCAGUUUCUUCCCCGCUUGAAAUCUCUCCGCAUUGGCAACUGCCCCAGGCUAGUAAGCUGGAGGUCAACCACAGAGAUAGAAAUGUCGCAGUUACCUUCUCUUUCACAUCUCGAGAUUGAGAAGUGCCCGAAACUGGUACGGCUUGCUCAUAUUUCGGCGGAUAUUGAAAGGGUUGAGUUAAGAUAUGUUGACCGCAAACUGUUGGACCAGUUUGUUGGCUCACUUCCACAACCCAGCUCCCCUUCGCGGAUCAUAUCACUGACAAUUUGGGGGAUAAGAGGGCUUCAAAUUCUGCCGCAAGAAUUGCUGCCACAUCUUGCAUCCCUUGAAGAUUUUCGGAUAGGGGAUUGCCCGAAUCUUACGAAUCUGUCUCCAUCGGCUACUAGUCAACAACAACAUCUCACUUCCCUCCAGUUCUCUGACCUUCCAAACCUCCGUGAAUUUCAUAUCCGGGGACUUCCAGGGAUGAAGAGUCUACCAGAGUGGCUUCAGCAUUCCUCUAACUUGCACACGCUGUGGAUAGAAAGCUGUGACGGUCUCAAGUGCUUGCCAAAAUGGCUACCCAAGCUCACAGCGCUAGAUACUCUGUGUGUAGAUGGCUGUCAUUUUCUAUCAGCCAGAUUGAAGAGUAGAACGGCCGAGGACUGGCCCAAAGUUGCUCACAUUAGGAGAAUUACAUUUAAUGAUACCGCAGUUCAAAGGGACGGUAUCUACUUGAGAGCAGAAGAAGCAGCAGUGGAAAACCAACUUCGAGAACAAGAAGAAGAACAAGCCUUGACAUUGAAGUGGAGCUUACCGAGACGAGUUUUUGCUGGCAGGAAUGUUGGGGUACUAAAUGUUGGGACUUCCAAAUUUCCAACACUAAAGGCGUUGGAGCCACAUAAGAAUUUGAAGGAGCUAGAGUUGGAUGGUUAUGGCGGUCACAGUCUACCUAGCUGGUUCUUUACUACUCUCAAGAAUCUGGUUGACUUGACAUUGUAUAAUUUGUGUCGCUUAAAGUACAUAGAGGAUGACGCUGGGCAGUUUCUUCCUCGCUUGAAAUCCCUCCGCAUUAUGAGCUGCCCUAGGCUAGUAAGCUGGAGGUCAACCACAAAGAUACAAAUGCCGCAGUUACCUUCUCUUUCACGUCUCUACAUUGAGAGGUGCCCGAAACUGGUACGACUUCCUCAUAUUUCGGCGGAUAUUGAAAGUGUUGAGUUAAGAUAUGUUGACCGCAAACUGUUGGACCAGUUUGUUGCCUCAGUUCCACCACCCAGCUCCCCUUCGCGGAUCAAAACACUGAAAAUCGAGGGUAUAAGAGGCCUUCGAAUUUUGCCGCAAGAAUUGCUGCCACAGCUUGCAUCCCUUGAAUAUUUGCAGAUAGAGGAUUGCCCGAACCUAAUGAAUCUGUCUCCACCGGCUACCAGUCAACAACAACAUCUCACUUCCCUCCAGUUCGCUGCCCUUCCAAACCUCCGUCGCUUUUGUAUCUGGGGACUUCCAGGGAUAAAGCGUCUACCAGAGUGGCUUCAGCAUUCCUCUAACUUGCAGGAUCUGUGGAUACGUAGGUGUGACGGUCUCAAGUGCUUGCCGAAAUGGCUACCCAAGCUCACGGCGCUAGAUACUCUGAAUAUAGAUGGCUGUCAUUUUCUAUCAGCCAGAUUGAAGAGUAGAAUGGCCGAGGACUGGCCCAAAGUUGCUCACAUUCCGAAUAUUAAAUGUGAUCGCACCCAAGUUCAAGAGGAUGGUAACUACUUGAGAGUAGAAGAACAAGCAGACGAAAACCAACUUCAAGAAGAAGAAGAAGAAGAAGAAGAAGAACUAUUCAUUGAAGAAGAAGAAGAUGAUGAUCAUGCUAGCGAGGGCGAAGAAGAAGAAGAAGAAGAAGAAGAAGAAGAAGAAGAAGAAGAAGAUGAUGAUGGUCAUGCUAGCGAGGGCGAGGAAAAAGAAGACGAUGAUCAUGCUAGCGAGGGCGAGGAAGAAGCAGAAGGACUAUCCCUCGGAAUUCCGUCUCCAAGGUACAUUCUUCUUAACUACAUCGAUGAACAUAUUCUCUACAUUGAGAAGUGCCCGAAACUGGUACGACUUCCUCAUAUUUCGGCGGAUAUUGAAAGGGUUGAGUUAAGAUAUGUUGACCGCAAUCUGGUGAACGAGUUUGUUGCCUCAGUUCCACCACCCAGCUCCCAUUCGCGGAUCAAAACACUGAUAAUCGAGGGUAUAAGAGGCCUUCGAAUUUUGCCGCAAGGUUUACUGCCACGUCUUGCAUCCCUUGAAGAAUUGAUGAUAGAGGAUUGCCCGAACCUAACGAAUCUCUCUCUGCGGGCUACUAGUCAACAACAACAUCUCACUUCCCUCCAGCUCUCUGCCCUUCCAAACCUCCGUCACUUUUAUAUCUGGAAUCUUCCAGGGAUGGAGCGUCUACCAGAGUGGCUUCAGCAUUCCUCUAACUUGCAGGAUCUGUGGAUACGUAGGUGUGACGGUCUCAAGUGCUUGCCAAAAUGGCUACCCAAGCUCACAGCGCUAGAUACUCUGAUAGUAGAAGACUGUCAUUUUCUAACAGCCAGCUUGAAGAGUAGAACGGCCGAGGACUGGCCCAAAGUUGCUCACAUUCGGAAGAUUGAUAUUAAUUACACCACCGUUCAAGCGGAUGGUAACUACGUGAGAGUAGAAGAACCAGCAGACGAAAACCAACUUCAAGAACAAGAAGCAAGUGAAGAAGAAGAAGAAGAAGAUCAUGCUAGCGAGGGUGAGGAAGAAGAAGACGAUGAUCAUGAGGGCGAGCUCGAGGAAGAAGCAGAAGCAGAAGGACUACCCCUGGGCAUUCCGUCUCCAAGGAUGUGGUCAGAUUGCUUUGCGAGAUUGACUUGUAACCUGUUCCAGAGAUGCUUUCUUGGCUAGUUACCAAACGUUCUCCCUUGGGUCUUUUGACGCAUAUACACGAGACUUAUCGCAACCUCCAUGCAUAUCCGAUAAACUAGUGAUUAGUAU